AAAGGCAUCCCCUAGGAUCAGUCAGAAGCCGGCUGGCUGUGGCAGUAAUCGCUGACGCCUUUUCGAGGAACAAUACUAAACAGUCGGGAAUUACUUGUACAUUUGUUUUGUUUAAUAGUUGAUGUGUCUGUUGUCUUGUAGUCCACACUACGCCGGCACAUUUUGGCGAUUGACAAAACUUUAAAUCACGCUACCCAAGGCCCCGUCACAUGAACUUAAUCCGGAAUUGCCAACCGGCUUCCGGGAAGAAUCCGUACAGCUUUGCAGACUCAAGGAGAGAAAGCAGUGAGAUUACUGGACGAACCACCACAUUGGCAUUCCUCAGAGCCUUGCUCCCUUACCAGGGACUGAAUACUGUUUCUAAAUAUAUGUGUGCCGCUCCCAGCCCCCCCAUGCAGAACCCCAGGAAAUGAAUAAAGCACCACAGCCUAUAACGGGACCCCCCCACCCCACCCCAUCCCCUGGACUCUCACAGCCCCCCUUCCCCCCUGGGCAGCCCCCCUCUGUCGUGUUCGCCUCCCCGCCUCCACAAAUGAACCCGACACCCCAGCCCAGACAGUUUGCCCCGGGGCCUCGUGCUUUGCACCAGCAGCCGUACUAUGGCAGCAGGCCCAACGCCCCCCGCGGGGUCCCGCCCCCCAGCAGCGCCCCGCGGCAGGUGGCUCCCACACACGUGUACCAGACGACCGCCUCCCCCAUGAUGAUGAUCCCUCAGCAGCAGAUCCCCUUCGCCACUUCGCCCCAGGGCCCCGCCUACUUCAUACCUGGAGGACAGUACCGCUCGACAUAUGUUGCUGCCGCCCAGCAGUACCCGGUGCAGCCCGGCACCCCAGGCUUCUACCCCGGCACCAGCCCAGCUGAAUAUGGUACUUAUGGGGCGUACUACCCGGCACAGCCCCAGUUCACGCCCCCUGUGGCCCCGCCUCCCGUCAUCAUGAACCCUGCCCCCCAGCAGCAGCAGGCCCCGCCCCCUCCACCUCAGCCCAUGCAGUCCAAAAGAGAACGCAAACAGAUCAGAAUCCGUGACCCUAACCAGGGUGGCCGUGACAUCACCGAGGAGAUCAUGUCGGGUGGCCGUACUGGCUCCACCCCGACACCCCCGCACGUCUGUGACGACCCUGCGCAGAUACCAGAUGACUCGGAGCUAACCCAGGCCAACGGUGAGAGUGGAACACCUGCGCCUGUGGUGGUCAGACCAGAUGACAGAGGUGUCCCGACGCCCCCACCCCCGUCGAAGACCCCCGAGCCUGUGAAGAGCGAGCCUGCCCCGGAGGUCAUCCGCCCCAGCACGGCCGUCUCCUCGCCUCCCCCCGCCCUGCCCCGGGAGGUCCCUCCCACCCCCCUGGCCGACACCACAGCCCCUGCGCUCGCCACCCCCCCUCCCAGCAGCCAAGUCUCCGACGUCAUGGAUGCACCCCCACCCCGGGAACCCUCCCCGACCCCACUGGACCCCUCGGUGCCAGCCUACCCUGCCCCUCUCCCCACCCGCCUCUCCAAGACCCCUGCGGUGAAGGAGGAGGAGGUGAAGGUGGAGGAGGAGGUGAAGGUGGAGGAGGUGAAGGAGGAGGAGGUGAAACAGGUGAAGGAGGAGGAGGUGAAACAGGUGAAGGAGGAGGAGGUGAAACAGUUCAAGCAGGAAGCGAUGGCGUCCGCCAAGCCUGUCGGCCCAGCCCCGCCCUCCACCCUGCCCUCCAGCAGUAAUGGGGUGCCCGCCCACCCCAAGGAGGCGGAGCUGGCGGUGCUGUCCAUCAGCAUCCCCUCCACCCCCCAGGUGGAGGCUCCUCCAGAGUCGCCCAUCGCCCAGCCGGAGGAGCUGCGUCUUCCUAACGGCCUGCCCCUGCCCCUCCCCCAGGACCCGGAGCGCCCCUGCAGGGUCCUGACCGAGCGCCACGCCAGCCCCAUCGCAGAGCCCAAGGUGGACCGCACCGUGGUUGCCGCGCCUGUGGUUGCCGCGCCGGUGGUUGCCACGCCCGUGGUUGCCCCGCCCGUGGUUGCCGCGCCCGAUGUUGCCGCGCCGGUGGAUGCCGCGCCCGUGGUUGUCGUGCCGGCGGCUGUCGUGGUGGAGUCGACAGUCCCCCCAACGUUGGUGGACACGGUGAUCUCUGCUGUGCUGGAGACGGUGGCGUUGGUGGACACGGUGAGCCCUGUACUGGUGGCGCCCUUGGCCGAGGCCCCCGCUGACCCCGAAACCACCGCUGCUGUGGCUCCUCCCCCUGCUGCCGAUGACAGGGAGGACACACCCCCACCACACAUCGCCCCCGCCGGGGACUCUUCUAUGCAAGCAUCUGCUGUGUAUGUGCCAAAGAAGAAGAGGAAGAUGAAGGAGCUGAACAAGAAGGAGACUGUAGGAGACCUCCUAGAUGCCUUUACUGAGGACCAGGUGGUGGGUAGCCCCCCUGAGGUGGAGAAGGCCCUACCCCUCCCUGCCUCCGCCCCUGAGGCAGGGGAGGCCCAGACCCCUGCCUCCGCUGCCCCGCCCGCCGCUGACGAGGUGGACGAGACCUGGGAGGAGAAGGAGGACAAGCUGGAUGCUGAGAACAUCAAACCCAAACAGGGAGAGCUGAAGUACCAGUACAAAGGGGAGCACUGGAAACCCAUCGACCCGGAGGACAAGAAGCGGUAUGACAGGGAGUUCUUGCUGGGCUUCCAGAAUUGCACCGCCAGCCUCAGCAAACCCGAAGGCCUUCCCCACAUCAGUGACGUGGUCCUGGACAAGGCUAACAAGACCCCCCUGCGUCAGCUGGACCCCAGCCGCCUGCCAGGGAUGAACUGUGGGCCCGACUUCACACCCUCCUUCCUGGGUAACCUGGGCCGGCCUGGCAUGGGCGGUGGAGGAGGAGGAAGAGGUGGAGGAGGGGGCAGGGGGCCGCCGUCCGGUAUGGGCGGUCCCCGAGGCUCCCAUCAGGGCCAGAGGAAAGAGCCGCGCAAGAUCAUCACCAGCAUGUCCCUCAACAACGACGUGCAGCUCAACAAGGCGGAGAAGGCCUGGAAGCCCGGCGUGAAGAAGGCGGCGGGCCGCGGCGGCCCCCCGGACGAGGAGAACGACCCCGAGGAGCUGAAGACCCAGGAGCUGUUCAAGCGCGUGAGGAGCGUGCUCAACAAGCUCACGCCCCAGAUGUUCCAGCAGCUGAUGAAGCAGGUGCAGGAGAUGACCAUCGACACAGAGGACAGGCUGAAGGGGGUCAUCGACCUCAUCUUUGAGAAGGCCAUCUCGGAGCCCAACUUCUCCGUGGCAUACGCCAACAUGUGCCGCUGCCUUAUGGGGCUCAAAGUCCCCACCACCGACAAGCCAGGAACCACUGUGAACUUCCGCAAGCUCCUCCUCAACCGCUGCCAGAAGGAGUUUGAGAAGGACCAGGACGACGACGAGAUCUUUGAGAAGAAGCAACAGGAGCUGGACGCCGCCGCCCCGGAGGAGAAGCAGCGUCUGAAGGCGGAGCUUGAGGAUGCCAAGGACAAGGCCCGGCGGCGCUCCCUGGGCAACAUCAAGUUCAUCGGGGAGCUGUUCAAGCUGAAGAUGCUGACUGAGGCCAUCAUGCACGACUGCAUCGUCAAGCUGCUGAAGAACCAUGACGAGGAGUCUCUGGAGUGCCUCAGCAGGCUGCUGUCCACCAUCGGCAAGGACCUGGACUUUGAGAAGGCCAAGCCUCGAAUGGACCAGUACUUCAACCAGAUGGAGAAGAUCAUCAAGGAGAAGAAGACCUCGUCCAGGAUCCGCUUCAUGCUGCAGGACCUGCUGGAUCUCCGACGGAACACCUGGGUUCCCCGGAGGGGAGACCAAGGCCCCAAGACCAUCGACCAGAUCCACAAGGAUGCAGAGCAGGAAGAACACCGGGAGCAGAUCAAAGUCCAGCAGCAGUUCUUCGCCAAGACUGACAACAGAGGAGGUGGUGGAGGUAGUGGAGGAGGAGGUGGUGGAGGAGGAGGAGGGAGAGGUGGGCAGGGGGGACGUGGGAGCCAACACACCCCCCGGGGCCGUGAGAACCAGCCUCAGGACGAGGGCUGGAACACGGUGCCCAUCACCACCAAAAACCGACCCAUCGACACCUCCCGCCUCAGCAAGAUCACCAAGCCUGGAGCUCUGGAUUUCAACAACCAGCUCCUGGCCCCUGGGGGCAAGGGCAUGUGGGGCAGCUGGGGCAAGGGAAGCAGCGGAGGCACGGGGGCUAAACCAGCCGGGGAACCAGUGCCAGGUGGUCAGGAGUCAGGUGGUCGCCCUGCAGCCAGUAACAGGUUCUCGGCCCUGCAGCAAGCCGCCUCCACUGGACUCUCAUCCGACGCUGACAGAAGAGUGCCUCAGAGGAACAGCUCCAGUCGCGAACGCUACGACCGGCGCGACGGGCCAGAGCGCCUGGACCGCGGCUACGACCGGCGCGACGACCGCGGCGAGCGGGACAGGAACCGUCCUCAGGUCACCAAGCGCAGCUUCAGCCGGGAGACGGAGGGCCGCGGCGGCGACCGGGAGCAGCGCAGCGGAGGGGGCGGGGCCGACCCGGUCCGCCGCGUGGCCAGCAUGACGGACGACCGCGGCAGCAGAGAGCGCGCCCGCAGCAAAGAGAGCGUGAAGAGAGAGAGCACCCCCACCCCUCCUCCUGCCCAGACCAAGCCUGCCUUGAGCGAAGAGGAGCUGGACAAGAAGUCCACAGCCAUCAUCGAGGAGUACCUCCACAUCAACGACAUGAAGGAGGCGCUGCAGUGUGUGCAGGAGAUGAACAGCGGCCAGCUGCUGUUUGUGUUUGUGCGGAACGGCAUCGAGUCGACCCUGGAGCGCAGCCCCCUCGUCAGGGAGCACAUGGGGCUCCUGCUGCACCAGCUCAUCAAGGCUGGAGCCCUCACCUCCCAGCAGUACUACAAAGGGCUUUUGGAGAUCCUGGAGGUGGCCGAGGACAUGGCCAUAGACAUCCCCCACAUCUGGCUCUACCUGGCUGAGCUCAUCACCCCCAUGCUCCACGAAGGAGGCAUCCCUAUGGGACCGCUGUUCAGGGAGCUGGCCAAGCCUCUGACUCCCCAGGGCAUGGCUGGAGGUCUGCUGGUCCAAAUCCUCCAGCUUCUCUGUACAGCAAUGAGCCAUAAGAAGGUGGGCACCAUGUGGAGGGAGGCGGGACUUAACUGGAAGGACUUCCUGCCGGAAGACGAGGACGUCAACAAGUUUGUUACAGAAAUGGAUGUAGAGUUCACCCUGGGGGAGGAGGUGGAGAGGAGCAGCCUGAAGGGGCUGAGCCUGGACCAGUUGGCCCAGCAGCUGGACAGACUGAUCCAGGACCAGGCGGACAACCAGCGCAUCUUUGACUGGGUUGAGGCUAACCUGGAUGAGGAGCAGCUCUCCUCCAACUUGAUCGUGAGAACUCUCAUGACUUCCGUCUGCCAGUCGGCCAUCAUCUGUGAGACCCCGUACAAGGUGGACGCGGCUCAGCUGGUCCAGAGGGCCAAGCUGCUGCAGAAGUACCUGAGUGACGAGCAGAAGGAGCUGCAGGCCCUGUACGCCCUGCAGGCCCUCCUGGUGGAGAUGGAACAACCUGCCAACUUGCUGCGUAUGUUCUUUGACACGCUGUAUGAUGAGGACGUGAUCAAAGAGGAGGCCUUCUAUAAGUGGGAGUCCAGCAAGGACCCAGCAGAGCAGCAGGGCAAGGGCGUGGCCCUCAAGUCUGUCACCGCCUUCUUCACCUGGCUCCGUGAGGCCGAGGACGAAUCAGACAACAGCUAGGACUUGGCCCCGCCUACCGGCGCGCCUCUGGAAGGAACCGAAGAGGAUUUACAAAAGAAAAAAAAGAAAAAAAAAGGUUAUUGCUUCUACGGUUUUGAUGAUCCUUGAAAUGGGGUCUGUUUGAAACUACAAAAUCCUUCUGCGCAAACACAACAACAACAAAAGAAUGGAGAAACUGGGAGAGAUUGUACUACAGAUCCGUUUUCCUUGUUUUUUUUUCUGUGCUUCAUUUUGUUUUGGAACUAAAUAAAAUUGAGAAGCGAAUUAGCGUGCGCCUCGUGCCGAGGUUUUGAGCUUGCUGUUCCCUUCAGUGUUUUUUCAGGUUUUACCUCCUGUUUUAAAGGUGCGUCACGUUGCCGACGGCAACACCUAUUCAAGACGUUUCACAAACCCCCAACUGACAAAAGACGAUCCCCAACAGACAAAACUUUCAAAAGCUGCUCACACAUCUAUAUUUUUUGAUUCUGUCGUGUCGAUGAGACAUGAUGACAUCAUGUGUUGUGUGUAUGGUCUACCUGAUGCUCUUACCUAGUGGGUUUGCUCUCUCUUUGGGUGUAGAAUGAUUGGAGUGCGUUUCUUUUUAAAACUGAAAAAUGGACACGCUGGGAUCGUCCAUGGACAUUUCAGACGUACAAUGAUUGGGGUCCCCUCCUAGCUUCCUGUAGACUGUGUCGGGACAGGAAGUGAUGCGGAAGAAGGACGAGAGGGGCGAUGGACCUGUUGCUGCUUUGGGGGGGGGGGCGCUCAAUGCUUCCAUAACGGCCACGCCCCGCAACCCCACACGCGUUUGCUUAGGCAUUUCUCCAACACUUCAAACAAACUACGGGGCGGGAAAGGGAUUGAGAGCCUGGCGAGGCCUUCUGACAAACCUGUAGUGCAUUUUAGAAAGAUAAAAUCAUUAUUAAAACUUGAAAAAGCUAUAUAGAUGAAUCAACUUUUAAAGGCAACACAAAAAAAGGCAAAGUUAACAGUUCAAAUCCUAAGGCCUUUUCUGCUUCCUUGAGUGGAAAUGCAUUUUAGGACAGUUCUGUAAAUAAGGAGUUCUGUUUUAUUUUUCAAAAUAAGUGCUAAUGUAAUUUUUUUUUCUUUCUGAAACAGUGUUGGUUUCUCCUGUAUUUAUAUUUCUCUCCUCAGCUAGCAGAAGGUGUUUGUAAUUAUCCACCGAAGUUAUUGAUUACAAUUUAAUUGAAUGUGUAAAUACUCUUUUGCUUUUCUUUAUUACAUAUUUAAUUAAGAAAAAUAAAUGCCUCUUUUCACAUCUGAAACUGGAAAAGAUAAUAAAGAACAUUGCAAAUAAAAA
Messenger RNA from Hypomesus transpacificus, 7004 nucleotides. RefSeq names its product eukaryotic translation initiation factor 4 gamma 1-like. Gene Ontology annotation, molecular function: mRNA binding; translation initiation factor activity; protein binding. Gene Ontology annotation, cellular component: eukaryotic translation initiation factor 4F complex. NCBI's taxonomy places the organism in Eukaryota, Metazoa, Chordata, Actinopteri, Osmeriformes, Osmeridae. The record is from RefSeq and is a predicted model, not a curated record.